AUGACGAACCACAAUAUUAAGGUUCAGAGAGCCACCUCAGUCCUCCUGAUCUUGCUACUGUGCUCCUUUGCCGGGGCCAAACGAGCCGUGCCAGAUUGCUGCCGGCAAAAAAGCUGUUCAUGCCGCAUCUUUGAUCUGCUCCAUGGGAUGGGCAACCAUGCCGCCGGCAUCCUGACCAUCGGCAAGCGUAGCAGUGCCAUGACUACCAAGGGCUUCCAGAGCCGCCUCUACCGCCUUUUGCAUGGCUCAGAAAACCAGGCUGCUGGGAUUCUCACAAUGGGCAGGAGAGCGACUGGGCUCCUCUGGCACCUCGAUAAGAAUGCACCCAGCAUCUCCUAG
Messenger RNA from Notechis scutatus (mainland tiger snake), 339 nucleotides. The record is from RefSeq and is a predicted model, not a curated record. Lineage: Eukaryota; Metazoa; Chordata; Lepidosauria; Squamata; Elapidae.